GGCCAAAAGCACUCUCUCUCCUCCCUUUGCUUUUCCUGCCUCUCUCUAGAAAUCGUACGCCAACCAACGCACACGGCACACUUCACUAAAGUCCCGCACCCUGCCUCUGCUUCUCUCACGAGUCGCACUCUUCGAACCGUUUCUGCUUCUCCCCUGUUGCUUUCCCCCUGGAUGCUCCUCCAUCUUCUUCAACCUCUGCUUCAAUGAAGUUCUCUGCCUUCUUUAUCAUUCCCCGCACUCUCUAACUUUACCUUCCUUCUUUGCUUCGUGCCCGUCAGUCGUUUGGCUGCAGAAAUCCCGUUUCUCUCGCUUUUGGAGCUACAUAUUAUUGUUCCUUUGAACCCCCCCCCCCAAAAGAUGGAAAAGAAGCAAGGUUUCUUCUCGGCUUUGAAGGAAGAGGUAGUUCGUGGCUUGUCGCCCGCGCGUUCUCGGGCAAGCAGUCCGGGAAGAACCGGGUCGCCCAUUUCGGGUCUUCUUCGGAGAAAGAAGCGUAGCAACCAUAGUAACUUUGCUGUCAGCCCUGACUCGGCGAUCGGAAGAUCUGGUAGUAUGAGGCCGUUGGGGGAGACCUUGACGCCGCUCAUAGAGGGUCCGGAGCCGAACGGCGGGGAAAAUGGGGAUGCGAAGAGAGUCGGGUCGGGUAUUGGGCAGUGGAUGAAAGGCCAAUUGUCUCGGGCUCCUUCGCCAGCCUCAACGUCCUUCAAGAGGUCUGAUCUGAGGCUUCUUCUUGGUGUGAUGGGUGCUCCUCUCGCUCCUGUUCAUGUUAGCGCCACUGACCCGUUGCCUCAUCUCAGCAUCAAGGACACUCCCAUUGAAACUUCAUCUGCCCAAUACAUAUUGCAGCAGUACACAGCAGCUUCUGGGGGCCAGAGGCUGCAGAACUCUAUUAGGAAUGCCUAUGCAAUGGGAAAGGUGAGAAUGGUAGCUUCUGAGUUUGAAACUGCCACAAGGGUAGUGAAGAAUCGCAAUGCCUCUAGGUGUGCCGAGUCUGGUGGAUUCGUGCUCUGGCAGAUGAAUCCUGAUAUGUGGUAUGUAGAGCUUGCAGUUGGGGGAAGUAAGGUCCAUGCAGGUUGUAAUGGCAAGCUUGUUUGGAGGCACACUCCCUGGCUCGGUGCUCAUACAGCCAAGGGACCUGUGAGACCAUUGCGUCGUGCACUUCAGGGCCUUGACCCUAGAACCACUGCUAGUAUGUUUGCGGAUGCGAGAUGCAUAGGGGAGAAGAAGAUAAACGGUGAGGAUUGCUUCAUCCUUAAACUCUGUGCGGAUCCUCAAACAUUGAAGGCUCGGAGUGAAGGUCCUGCAGAGAUCAUAAGGCACGUUUUAUUUGGCUACUUCAGCCAGAAGACUGGACUUCUUGUUCACAUAGAGGAUUCUCAUCUGACUCGAAUUCAAUCUAAUGGGGGUGAUGCAGUUUACUGGGAGACCACAAUCAAUUCGUUCCUCGAUGAUUAUAGGCCUGUUGAAGGCAUCAUGAUUGCCCACUCAGGCCAUUCUGUAGUUACUCUUUUCAGGUUCGGGGAGAUGGCUAUGAGCCAUACCAAAACAAAAAUGGAAGAAGCCUGGACAAUCGAAGAGGUCGCGUUCAACAUUCCCGGUCUCUCAGUAGAUUGCUUCAUUCCCCCGGCUGAUCUGAGAACCGGUUCUGUCAGUGAAGCAAGUGAGCUUCCCCAGGAUGAAAGAGGAAAGAACUCACUCGCAGUACACCAAGCCAAAGUUUCCGCGCUGGAGAAAUCACAAGAUUGCAGCAUCAACAGCAUGAUGUGGAAGAUGGAAGUCUAGCCAAGGGAUAUGAUUGAAGAGGGAAGUCAAGACAAUUGUUCAUAGAAGUAACUAGUAUAUGACCACUAACACUGUUAGAAGAGGUUAGAGUAGGUGUUCAUCCGGUUCUUUCAUGAAAGUUUGUUUCUACCUCUAUUUAAUCUGUAAAUGGAGCAUAAAAAUUCACAGGUUUCACUUCACCCGGAUGAUGAGGGUGAUGACCAAAGUGAAUCUUUAUUCUCGGUGCAGAAUCCAACUAUGGAGUUGGAGCUCGGUUUUCCCAGUAGGAAGUGAGCAAAUGGAGGUUUAGACUUUAGUUUGCCUUCCAUUAAUGAGAGAAGGUGGGUAUAGUAGAAACGUUGUCAUAAGCCUUUGUUACUUUACAACAUUUCCUAGUUUCUGUGUCGGUGGCGGUAAUAUUAAAGAGGCUGCCGACGACAAUUGAGUUUGAGUUGACACUAACAGCUAGGUUGGUUUAUAACUCUAGUGUUGAAGACUUGCUAAUGUUUUUCAUGUUCUAUGGUGUCGUGAAGUUGUCUCUGGGUUUGGUAAGUUCAAGGGGGGUGGUGUUUUUUAUAGCUGAGAUAAUGGAUUCAGCGGUUGUCUUGUGCUUUUUUGUCAGUGUUUCUGAUUCUGAACGUGAUCAAAUGUAAACGCUCAUUUAUGUCCGCAGGAUAAUUAAUGCUCAUUAUAUAUAAAAAAUUAAAAACA
Messenger RNA from Prosopis cineraria, 2469 nucleotides. RefSeq lists its product as uncharacterized. NCBI's taxonomy places the organism in Eukaryota, Viridiplantae, Streptophyta, Magnoliopsida, Fabales, Fabaceae. The record is from RefSeq and is a predicted model, not a curated record. Bases 358 to 1779 code for a protein of 473 amino acids. The transcript has 3 exons.